AUGCGUUCCAUUGGUUUCCUCAAGCUGCUUGCUGCAGUAGCAGCAGCAGCAGCAGUCUUGAUCCCCACAUCCGCAGCAACACCCGUCGAAGUUCGCAGCGCCGAUGUCGUCAAACGAGCCACUACCCCAAUCUCUCCCAAAGUCGUCAUCAUCAGCAUGUUUGCCCCCGAAGCCUCGGUGUGGUACGGGAUCAAGGAAUUCGACCUUCUCGCCCAUAACAUCACCGUGUCGGGCCUCUCCCCCUUGUUCCCAGAGGUCCACUGCACGGCCAAGGGCGACGUCUGCCAGGUUGUGACGGGCGAAUCCGAGAUCAACGCGGCCUCGACCAUCAGCGCGUUUGUGCACUCUCCCAAAUUCAACCUGACAAAGUCGUACUUUAUGGUCGCGGGGAUCGCGGGCGUCAACCCGAAAGUGGCGACGCUGGCGAGCGUGACGUUUGCCAAAUACGCCGUCCAGGUGGCGCUACAGUACGAGUUUGACAUACGAGAUUUGCCCGGCAACUUUACGACCGGGUAUAUUCCGUUUGGGGCUUACGCGCCGAGUGAUUAUCCCGAAACGAUCUACGGCACCGAAGUCUUCGAAGUCAACGAAGCCCUGCGCGACGUGGCCAUCAGCUUUGCCUCAGGAGCCAAGUUGAACGACAGCACCGCCUCGCAGUCCUACCGGGCCAAAUACGCGUCCGAAAGCAUCUACGCCGCCGCGGCCAAGGGCCCCUCCGUCGUGGGAUGCGACGUCGCGACCUCCGACGUCUACUACAGUGGCACGCACUUGUCGGAAGCAUUCGAAAACACCACCCGCAUAUGGACAAACGGGAGCGGGGUAUACUGCACGACGGCGCAGGAAGACAACGCGUCAUUGGAAGCCAUAAUGCGCGCCGCCCUGUCCAACCUGACGGACUUUUCGCGGGUCAUCGUCAUGCGCACGGCCAGCGACUUCGAUCGCCCUCCCCCGGGCGUCUCGCAGAUCCAGAACCUCCUGUACAUCAACCAAGGCGGGUUUCCGCCCGCGAUCCAAAACAUCUACGUCGCCGGCGUGAGAGUCGUCGAGGGCAUUCUGGACGGCUGGAACAGCACCUUUGCAAAGGGCAUCAAGCCCACGAAUUAUAUCGGGGACAUGUUUGCGAGUCUGGGCGGCACGCCGGACUUUGGUUUGCCGGCGGACUUUAUUACAAAGAGGUCCCUCAAGGGGGAUGAGUUUCAGGGCAAUCUGAGGAUGAGGAGGGCGGCCGAGAGCGCGAGGCGUCGACUUGCUGCUGCAAGGUCGGGGGGGAUGAUGCCUUGA
Molecule: messenger RNA, 1281 nt
Organism: Fonsecaea multimorphosa CBS 102226
Lineage: Eukaryota; Fungi; Ascomycota; Eurotiomycetes; Chaetothyriales; Herpotrichiellaceae
Exons: 2
Coding region: 1-1281 (426 amino acids)
Biological process (GO): transmembrane transport
Cellular component (GO): endoplasmic reticulum
Source: RefSeq, a predicted model, not a curated record